UUGACUUUUGGGCUGCAGAAAUAUACUGUAAUAGUUUGACAAGUUUUAAAGCCUGACAAAUGAAUCCCCUCCCCCAGCUGAUUCAAUUACAUCAUGGAUGAAGUAUCUGGCAGAGCACGUCUGCUAAAACUGGGUGGAUGCUUGCAAAGUUGUGUGGAAGACAUGUAAGAUACAAAUCGAUUCACAAUCUUGUUUGUAUUCUCUGCUUUUGACUUUGCGCUAUUGCCAAGAAAGCUGCCGGACCUUUGCAUUGCAACUGCAAUCUUAUUCCUCCGGAAAUCCAUGGAAAUUCCCCACGACAAAAAUCUGGCCCCAUCUGCUCUGUUUGCAGGCACAGCUGCAUCAUGCAUCAGUUACCACUGGCUGCUUGCCUGCUGUCUCUGUUCUCUGUGUUGACUGUAGACUCAUCCAAGAAGGGACGCAACUUCACCAUCCAUUCAUCACAGCUUAGCUGCAGUUUGCCAGGCCCUCAGGGCCCCCCAAGGAGUCCAGGUGCAGCAGGUCCCAGCGGUAACGUAGGCAAGAUGGGGAUGCCAGGUAUUGAUGGCCAGGAUGGGAAGGAUGGUGACAAGGGACAGAAGGGCGAGAAAGGGGAACAAGGCCGUCCUGGGAAUCCUGGAAAACAUGGUCCACAAGGACGUCCAGGGAUUAUUGGGAAGGCAGGGCUGAGGGGGCUUAAGGGGGUGCGAGGGGCACCAGGUGUGUUGGGAGUCUCUGGGAUUAAAGGAGAGGUUGGAGAUACGGGGGAAACCGGCGCCGCUGGAGGCUGUGACUGUGGAGCAGAGGCUCGAUCUGCUUUCUCAGUAGCAGUAACCAAGAGCUAUCCCAAAGAACGUACACCCAUUCGCUUUAACCGGAUUUUAAUGAAUGAGGGCGGUCAUUACAACGCCACCAGUGGCAAGUUUAACUGUGUGAUUCCUGGUGUGUAUUACUUCACAUAUGACAUCACGCUGGCUAACAAACAUCUGGCGAUCGGACUUGUCCACAACGGCCAGUACAAGAUCAAAACAUUUGACGCCAACACAGGAAAUUAUGAUGUGGCCUCAGGAUCAACAAUCCUUAGACUGCAAAAAGGAGAUCAGGUCUGGCUUCAGAUCUUUUAUUCAGAACAAAAUGGACUGUUCUUUGAUCCGUUCUGGACUGACAGCCUUUUCACAGGAUUCCUAAUUUUUGCUGAUCAGCCUGCUCCAAAUGAGGCAAAUAUGAUGACUAAUUCUGGAUCAUCCUGAUUGAACUGUAUAUAUAUAUAUAGUUUUAAUAAAUGCUAAUAUUAUUAAAAAUAUUAUAAUCUCACUAUAAAUGAAAAAAAUAAUCAGAAUUAAUAUCAAAAAUAGCAAAGAUAAAAAACAUUUUCACUCUUACACUUUUUUUUUUGAUCAGGCUGCCCCAAAUUAGGUGAUUAUGAAGACCAGCUCUGGAACAUCCUGAUUAAACUUGUUAUUUGUUCCAUAUUUUAUCAAACAGACCCCAGUAGAUCCACCACAUCAGUAACAGAGCAAAAAAUGGAUGAGUACAAUAAAUCAUU
This is a messenger RNA of Puntigrus tetrazona (Sumatra barb), 1525 nucleotides long. It is a transcript of the gene c1qtnf2, whose product is annotated as C1q and TNF related 2. Gene Ontology annotation, molecular function: protein binding. The transcript has 3 exons. The record is from RefSeq and is a predicted model, not a curated record. NCBI's taxonomy places the organism in Eukaryota, Metazoa, Chordata, Actinopteri, Cypriniformes, Cyprinidae. The coding region runs from base 345 to 1229 and encodes 294 amino acids.